AUGACAACUCUUUCUGGAGGUGACCUUAUCCAGGUCAUUGACUAUGAUGGGGAGAUGACAGCUGAUUUGGAGAAAUGGAUAAAAGAUCAAGGAAUGACAGACUUAGGAUUUCAAUUUAAUGUUGUCACCAUCUUAGGAUCACAGAGCAGCGGGAAAACAUUGGCUGAUUGUCUAAUUAUGAAUAUUUCAACUUCUGCACUCGGCUGUCAUACCUCUUCUGGAUUUGGUCUACUUAAGACUGUUAUGGAAGCCCAUUUAGAAUUAUUUAUUUCACAGGAUAAGAUGAUGAUGUUAGUGGUGGUGGUGGUGGUGGUGGUGGUGGUGGUGUUGGUGCUGGUGUUUGUAAUGAUGGUGAUGAUGGUUGUGGUUGGAGUUGUUGGUGUUGCUGUGGUUGGGGUGUUGCUGCUGCUGAUGGUGCCUGAAGCAGCAGCAAACGCAACAGCAGCAGAUUUCUUUACUGUUGAGGUGAUGGGUUUGGCUCACAAACUCCUUGCCCCUCAGGAGUUCGAGAAGGACGUCAUUCGCCUUAGAAACAGGUGCAACACCAACACGAGCAACAGUAGCAGCAGCAGCAGCAGCAGCAGCAGCAGCACGACUAACACAGACACAAUUAAGCAGCAGUCUCAUUUGGAUAUCCCUAAUCAAAAAGAAAUGCUUGCAAUAUAUCGCUGUCAAGAUUUAAAGCAGCAGGCGCUGCAGGCAGCAGCAGCACGUGCUGCUGCUGUGCAGCAUCAGUACUUGAGACCUGCAGCAGCAGAUGCAGCAGCAAUACGAGAGGAACUCAUUAAUAUUGCCAAUGAUGCCAUCGAACAGUACCUGUCGCAGGCUACGCGCUAUCAACAAAAGAUUUGCAUUAGCAUUAAAGCGGAACUAAUUGAAGGCCUUGUUGGUCUCUUCAAGCCCAUUGUGGAGGCGCAACUGUCGGAGGCUCGGGAGAGAAUAGCAAACAAGCACAAAGACGAACUAAGGGAGGCGUACAACUAUUCUCCACGGGACGUGUGUGGAAAGGGAGAUGCGAUGCUCGAGUUGUGGGCUUCUUUCCGCAAGAGAAGUGCCGCUGCAAUAGAAGCAGCAGAAGAAGAGUUUAGGGAGUUUAGCGAGAGCUGCAAUAUUUCUUUAGAGAGUGGCGAAGUUUUGGAGUUUUGCUCAAAAAUUUUUGCUGCAUCUUUGCGACAGGAGAUGCAACAAGAGGCAAAUACAAUUCGCGAGAAACAACAGGCUGCUCUCGAGCAAGCAAUAGAGGAGAAGUGCGAUGAAGGCUUCGUAGGCUUGGACGCGCUCCUCACAGCACGCGACUUUUCUCCUGAGCGUUUUUGGGAGUUGUGCCGAGGUCGUGCUGCAGCAUCAGCGACACUGUGCGCCACUUAUUUUGCUGCUGCUGCUAAGGGCUGCAGCAGCGAGACCGAGGAGGGUGACUCAGCAGCAGCAGCUACAGCAGCGUUUGCAGUUCGCUGCCGUAAAAUCGCCUUGUGGCAGCUGCGGAAGUGCUUGGAGAAGCUCGGGGGUUGUCUGCAUAUUUACAUCAUUGAGAGAUUCAAUUGUUUCUUCUCCUUUGAUGAAGAAGAACAACCGCGGCGUUGGGAGUUGCUGUCAGUGGAGAGUCUCGAUAAAUUUUUCUUGAGUGCCAAGUCCCAGGCAUUAUUGCUGAUUCCGACAUUGCGAGAGGUGCAGCUGAGACGGCUAAGUGUGCUGCAUUCAACAUUGGAGGACAAAGAUCUAACCGACGAGCAGGAUAUUGCAGCAGCAGCAGGAGGAAAGGAGGAGUCUAAUCAUGCAAUGCCUGCUGCUUUCUACAGGCCUUUGAUAGAUUCAAUAUCUGCUCAGGCUAUUCAAAGAAAAGCUGUAGCAACAAUGCAGCAGCAGUGUCGCGAGGCACAACUGCUGCAGCAGCGCUGCAGCAACAGAGCAUCGUGGAGGGCAGUGCCUCUGUGGGGUUGGGUGCUGCUGCUGUGUCUUGGAUGGGACGAGCUAGGCAUGGUUUUAUCCUUUGUUAGCAGCAGCUGGUUGGUGCUCCCGCUGCUGGUACUGCUGCUGGUGUUCGGUGCUGCAGUCUUCCUUAGUGGCCAGUUCGGCUUUGCCACUCACAGCGCUAAGCAAGCAGCACAACUGCUACGGCUGCUGCUGCAGCCGCUUCUCCAUGGAUUGCUAAGAAAAGCAACUGACAUGAUGGAUCCUAGUGGGUUAGUGGGGCGAGGUGUAUCCGUGCCGCCGCCGCGAACGGAGAGCAAGGUCCCAGGAGACAUGCACAAGCAGCGAGAAGUCGCUGAAUUGAGAGAGAAAGUUGCUCAACACGCUGAUCCCAAGACCAGCACAACUUGA
Molecule: messenger RNA, 2319 nt
Organism: Eimeria maxima
Lineage: Eukaryota; Apicomplexa; Conoidasida; Eucoccidiorida; Eimeriidae
Product: Protein SEY1 homolog , related
Exons: 19
Coding region: 1-2319 (772 amino acids)
Biological process (GO): endoplasmic reticulum membrane fusion
Cellular component (GO): endoplasmic reticulum
Molecular function (GO): GTPase activity
Source: RefSeq, a predicted model, not a curated record